AUGUCUGACUUAGGAAGAAAAAACAUCGGUGAUAAAGUUAACGAAAAAAUUACUCCAGACUCUGAAAAGAGUGGCUUAGAGAAGGCCAAGGAGACAGUUACUGGUAAAGCAGAUUCUCUUGCUGCUGAUGCAACUCCAGAGAAUCAAAAAUCUUUUUCUCAAUCUGUCGCUGACAGCGUAAAGAAGGGUUCUGAUGAUGCCAAGAAAAACGCCGGCGACCACAAGGAGACAUUCUCUGAGACUGCUGCUGACUACGUCGAUAAAGCUAAGACUCAAGCUUCUAACGCCGCUGAAUACGUUUCAAACGUAGUCACUGGUGCUGGUGAAGGUGCCAAGAAAGGUGGAAAGUAA
Messenger RNA from Priceomyces carsonii, 351 nucleotides. RefSeq names its product lipid-binding protein. The transcript has a single exon. The record is from RefSeq and is a predicted model, not a curated record. The coding region runs from base 1 to 351 and encodes 116 amino acids. Lineage: Eukaryota; Fungi; Ascomycota; Pichiomycetes; Serinales; Debaryomycetaceae.